CAGCAGUCGGAGGUACGCCCAAGAUGGCGGCCUCCAUGUGCGACGUGUUCUCCUUCUGCGUGGGCGUGGCGGGCCGAGCCCAGGUAGCCGUGGAAGUCCGCUUCGUGAGCAGCGCCAAGGGAAAGGGGUUGUUUGCCACACAGCUGUUCCAGAAGGGGGAGACCAUAUUCAUCGAACGGCCCCUGGUGGCUGCACAGUUUCUCUGGAAUGCACUCUAUCGCUACCGAGCCUGUGACCACUGCCUUCGGGCACUGGAGAAGGCAGAGGAGAACGCCCAGAGACUGACUGGGAAACCAGGCCAGGUUUUGCCUCAUGCUGAGCUGUGCACUGUGCGCAAGGACCUGCACCAGAAUUGUCCCCACUGCCAGGUGACGUACUGCAGUACAGAAUGUCUGCUAGCCGCAGCUGAGCAAUACCAUCAGGUCCUGUGCCCAGGCCCCUCCCAGGAUGACCCCCUGCAUCCUCUCAAUAAGCUGCAGGAGGCAUGGAGGAGUGUUCACUACCCCCCUGAGACUGCAAGCAUCAUGUUGAUGGCCCGGAUGGUGGCCACAGUGAAACAGGCUAAGGAUAAGGAUCGUUGGAUCAGGCUCUUCUCCCAGUUCUGUAAUAAAACCGCCAAUGAGGAGGAGGAAAUUGUCCACAAACUCCUGGGGGACAAAUUCAAGGGCCAGCUGGAGCUACUGCGGAGACUCUUCACAGAGGCCCUUUAUGAGGAAGCACUCAGCCAGUGGUUCACUCCGGAUGGAUUCCGGUCUCUCUUUGCUCUUGUUGGGACCAAUGGCCAAGGAAUUGGGACCAGCUCCCUGAGCCAGUGGGUGCAUGCCUGUGACGCUCUGGAGCUGAAGCCUCAGGACCGUGAGCAGCUGGACGCCUUCAUUGACCAGCUGUACAAGGACAUCGAGACAGCAACUGGUGAGUUUCUUAACUGUGAAGGAUCUGGCCUCUUUGUGCUGCAGAGCUGCUGCAACCACAGCUGUGUCCCCAAUGCAGAGACCUCCUUCCCAGAAAACAACUUCCUUUUGCAUGUCACCGCCCUGGAGGAUAUUAAGCCAGGAGAGGAAAUCUGCAUCAGCUACUUAGACUGCUGUCAGCGGGAGCGCAGCCGCCAUAGCCGCCACAGGAUCCUCAGGGAGAACUAUCUGUUUGUCUGUUCCUGCCCCAAAUGUCUGGCAGAGGCUGAUGAACCCAACAUGACCUCUGAGGAGGACGACGAUGAAGAGGACGAGGAAGGAGAGCCGGAAGAUGCUGAGCUGGGGGAUGAGAUGACUGAUGUAUGAUGUCAUCCUGCCUGGAAGUGGUCCUACCCCAGACCCUGCCAGAAGAGGGGGCUUUCCCCCAGAGCAGAGGCUUGGAAGGAACUCCCACUCCUGUUGCCUGCUUUCCCCCCAUGCCAGCUCUGUUUCUUCCAGAGGGUAAGACAGGCUGGACCCUAGGCCCUCCACCUCCUGCCGGACCUCAUGCCCAGGACACUGCUGCUAAGCGGCUCAGGCUCUGUGCUGUCACUGAGCCUCUCAGAACUGGCCUCCCCCUGAGGUAUGGGUGUAAGUGGCUGGAACCAUGGUCAGGGCCUAACAGUGUUUCUUCCCCUUGGCCCCAUGGCCCCACUUACUCAUCCACCUAAGGCUUCACCCUUCUCAACUCACUGUUGGGGGGGUGGUGGUUGGGUCACAAAGUGGCAACCUGCGAACAGCCUGACUCCAUUGAAGAAGAGAGGGGGUUAGACACCCUUACCCUCUUCCCCACUAGCACAGCUGGGAGAGGCAAGAGGGAGGAACUGGGCACCUUCCCUAAAGAUUUCUGUGGGGUACACCGAACCGGGGGCAUUACCUCCCUCUGCUCACCUCCCCACACCCACCAUUUAGACAUCCGGGGAGUAGAGAAUCUCCCCAGACCCCAGAAUCUGUCCUUAGGCCUUGCCUCUCAGGCCCUGGCACAGUGGCUGGCCUCACAGGGUGUGGAAGAGGUCUCUGCCUCCCUUGGGAGGGACAUCACCCUCCUCCCACUGAGGACUCUAGCAGCAUGGCUGAGCUCUGGGGGAUGAAAGGCCUGUGCUCCUUAAUUUAGGAUGUCCUAGAAUCUUCUAGAGCAUGGGUCAGUGAGGGGCUCUCCUAGUCUCAAUCUCCAUCUUUAGGAUCAUUUAGGAACACUGAAGUCUUUCAGAAACCUAGGAGAGCUAGGCUAGAUACUCACAUUAGCCCUGUCUCCCUCUCCUCCCCAGAUUAGCACUACCCCUUACUCUUGGGUUGGAAGCUGUGGAAAUUAUAACCUAUCACCUGCAAUUCCUUUCUGCCUACCUUUCCUGAGGGGCCUGCCACAUGCCCCUGCUGAGGGAUCCCAGGGAGGGCAGGUGCCGCCCCACAGGCCCUUUCCUGCAUCAUGAGCCAGGUGGAAUCUGCCUGUCUGGCCUAUUGGGUUCUUAAUCCUUCACAGCAGCCAGCACCCCCUCCUCCCCACAUGCCCACUGUUCUCAAUAAAAUAUAAGUGGUG
This is a messenger RNA of Lipotes vexillifer (Yangtze River dolphin), 2487 nucleotides long. It is a transcript of the gene SMYD5, whose product is annotated as SMYD family member 5. NCBI's taxonomy places the organism in Eukaryota, Metazoa, Chordata, Mammalia, Artiodactyla, Lipotidae. The record is from RefSeq and is a predicted model, not a curated record. Bases 24 to 1277 code for a protein of 417 amino acids. Gene Ontology annotation, molecular function: histone H4K20 methyltransferase activity; protein binding. Gene Ontology annotation, biological process: negative regulation of gene expression, epigenetic. The transcript has 13 exons.